Messenger RNA from Nelumbo nucifera (sacred lotus), 1985 nucleotides. RefSeq lists its product as uncharacterized. The record is from RefSeq and is a predicted model, not a curated record. NCBI's taxonomy places the organism in Eukaryota, Viridiplantae, Streptophyta, Magnoliopsida, Proteales, Nelumbonaceae.
GUAUUUCGUGUCUGCCAAACUAAAAAGUAUCUAUGUUUUGAUAUUGUGCAAUUUAGGGUUAUUGUCGAACAAAAUCCCGUGAUGCUAGAAUGCUCAGCCACAAUAGAUUAAUAGUUAACAAUAAUAAAUCCAAACCUCACUUUGACGUUAGUUGGUCGGCUUCUCUGUCUCUGCUCGAGCUGGACAGAGUAUGGAGAUGCGGCUCGGAUCCAUUUGAAGCCUCUCGUGCUUUGGAACAGGAUAUUAUCAGUCCAACCUUAUACAGUGGAGGUAAGCUUAUCUAGAAGAAUGAAGAAAAAUGCCAUAGGCUCUGAGGGUCCCAAUGUAGUGAAAGUAAUAAGUUAAGCUGAAGGAAAUGGAGCCUUACAGAAUCAUUAUGUGGUUUUCUCUACUGCUGUUCCUUGUUGUAAAUUGCGCUGUUUCUGAAUUAGAGGUCAACACAACGAAUUCAAAUAACGGAUCUGAUCAGAAAACUUUCCUGCUCUCGAGUGAUAAAAAUGGUUCUGUUGUGAAUGGAGUACAUCCACUUCUGAAUUCUUCCAAAAUUGACCAUGAAAAGAAGGGCGAAAGUCAGAUUGGAGGUGGAACACAAGAGGAAUUGGAAAAGAAUACAAGGCAGAGCAAUUCAAGUAACCAAUUGGGUUUGAAAGAAGGUCCUAAAAUAGCAUCGCAUAAAAAUGAUUCGGCUAUUCAGUCACAGGUGAAGGAGGGGCACACAAAAGAGAAGCCAACUGAAGGAUCUGAUUCUAAAUUGGUGCAUGAAGAGGGAAACAAGAAUGGGGUUACAGUCCCCUUGGAACCUUCGAGAAGGGAGAGUUCUUGGGGGGAAGAAUGCGAUUCAUCCAACAGGUGCAUGGAUGAGAAAAGCAAAUUGGUUGCUUGUUUAAGAGUUCCUGGGAAUGAAUCUCCAGAUCUUUCACUUCUGAUUCAGAAUAAAGGGACAAGCCUCAUUACUAUCAAUAUAACAGCUCCUGAUUUUGUCCACCUAGAAGAAACUAAAGUUGAACUUCGUGAGAAAGAAGACAAAAAGGUAAAAGUACCGAUUGGAAAAGUUGGUAAAGACACCACAAUUGUUUUGACAACUGGAACUGGUUCUUGCAGCCUUGAUUUCAGGGAUCUAGUCUUGCACAAUGCUGUCGAGAGAAUUGAUUACUCCCCCAAGUCUACAUAUGCUAUUUUUCUGAUACAGGUCCCCUCCAUUGUAUACAUGACCGCUGCUGUACUGCUACUAAUGGCAUCAUCCUGGAUUUGUGCCAAAUUCUAUAGGAGAUUGAUCCCUACCAACAGCUCUAGAUACCAAAAGUUGGAGACAGAAUUGCCAGUUUCAGGUGGGGGAAAGAUGGAAUCAGAUGUAACUGAUGGAUGGGAUAACAGUUGGGAUGAUGAUUGGGAUGAUGAAGAGGCACCAAGGACGCCUUCAAAACCUGUUACACCGAGCCUUUCCUCCAAGGGCCUUGCCACAAGACGAGUAAGUAAGGAAGGGUGGAAGGAUUAGGUGUGUUUCGGACGGAGAUUGGAGACAUGGAAAGAAAUGCAUUUGUGAGAAAAAAAAGGUGUGUAAGUUUUUCUCUCUCAUACACGUUAAUUAAAGGACAAAUUAGAUUGUUACCUAUACGCCUAAAAAAUUAUCAGUCAGGAAUACUUUUUUGAAUGCUGAAAGGAAAAUUAAAAUUAUUCGAGUGUUACUUCUCUUCCAUGAGCAAUUGUUCAAAAAAGUGUCCUCUGUCAAGAUCGUUCAACCUACCAGAUGUGUUAAGAUUUGUAUUUUGUGGGCUAAAUACUUAACAAAAUCCCAAGUGACUAGGGAUUAAAUAGCAUGAUUUCUUUCUACUACUGGGUGCUGUAGUAAGACUGUAAGAGUGUUAUUCUUAAUUUCUUAUGACAUAAGCAGUGCUCUUGCUCAGGGCAACUGGGCAACGUUAUUUUCAAAAUUUUCUUCAUAUGCUGAGUAAUUCUUAUUCCUAGUGACAGUGUUGUCUGAUUCG